AUGGCUUCACCUCCAACGUCACCAGUAAAUUUGCAUGCGAGCAAGCUUUCGGUGACAAACGAGGAAGGUGUCAACGCUCAAACCUCUAUUCGGAAGCCAGGAAUGAAAAUCGCUGCCUUGGUUGAAGAUGAUGAAAUGGCUAGUCUUCCACAAAGCACAUCGAACUCGAAAAGUUACUUUCGAAACGGUCAUGCUUCGUUUCGACUUCGGAUGCUUCAAGAGCAGCACGGCACUGGUUUCGAACCUGUUAGUUUUAUUGAAUAA
Molecule: messenger RNA, 264 nt
Organism: Angiostrongylus costaricensis
Lineage: Eukaryota; Metazoa; Nematoda; Chromadorea; Rhabditida; Metastrongylidae
Source: the annotation of a GenBank genome assembly